Messenger RNA from Coregonus clupeaformis (lake whitefish), 3760 nucleotides. Its product is annotated as early growth response protein 1. Gene Ontology annotation, molecular function: DNA-binding transcription factor activity, RNA polymerase II-specific; RNA polymerase II cis-regulatory region sequence-specific DNA binding. Lineage: Eukaryota; Metazoa; Chordata; Actinopteri; Salmoniformes; Salmonidae. The record is from RefSeq and is a predicted model, not a curated record. The transcript has 2 exons. Bases 682 to 2322 code for a protein of 546 amino acids. Gene Ontology annotation, biological process: regulation of transcription by RNA polymerase II.
UUUAUUGCACUGGCUCAAUAUAAACUCUCUUCCCUCUCCUUUUCCCCCAGGCUAAUGUCAUGUGUCCUCCGCUGCAGUGCCUAAAUAUGGGCUUCCUCCACUCCAUAUAUGGACAUCUACGUCACAGAGAGAGGGUAUAUAAAGGAGUCAGAAUUCUCAGCGCAGGAAAGACAGCCCUCAGUGCCCAGAACAGCCAAUGCAAGAGCAGCGAUAGACAGAUACUCACUCACAUACUGCACUAUCUCCCUAACCGAAAACAAUUUACAGAGAAAGUAAAAGUGAAAUCAAAAACAACAACAACACAUUAUCCAAAAAGCCAGCACCCUAAUUGGAUUCAACCAGUGAAAAGAAACAAAAUAUAUGAAUGAUUACUUAUCACCCAUUUUAGGGAAUGAGUAAAAGGGACACAUCUGAUCUGAAUGAUAUUUUCUGAAAGAAAAUAAAAAAGUGGAUUUUACUCAUCUUGGACAAAAGGAAGAAAAAUACAAGAAGACUUGAAGAACCAGAAGAAAGAGGGAAAUCAAACGGAAGAGAAGAAAAUAUAUCCUCAUCCUCAGCAGCAGUAGCAGUCUGACCCUGCUCCCUGAGGUGGACUGGUGAUUCCACUCUGCCCAGCCUCGCUGCACUCCUCUUCAGCCUCCAGCACAGCCUCAGCCCCCUACAGGUCCACAUCCCUGGAGGAUGGCUGCAACCAAGACAGAGAUGCUCCUUCCAGCCCUGCAGAUCUCAGACCCCCUCAGCUUCCCCCACUCUCCCAUGGAUAACUACCCCAAGCUGGAGGAGAUGAUGAUGCUGAGCUCCGCUGGGACCCCCUUCCUCUCUGCCUCAGCGCCCGAGGGAGCAGGCUUCGGAUCGGGGGAGCAAGGAGAGCAGUAUGACCACCUUAAUGGAGAUACGUUACCUGAUAUCUCCAUGAACUGUGAGAAGUCGAUGGCAGAGCAGAGCUACUCCACCCAGCGGCUGCCUCCCAUCUCCUACACCGGCCGCUUCACCCUGGAACCAGCCACCAACUGCAGCAACAGCCUGUGGGCCGAGCCCCUGUUCAGCCUGGUCAGCGGGCUAGUGGGGAUCAACCCCCCCUCCACCUCCACCCUGUCCUCCUCCGCCUCUCAGACCGGCACCUCUUCCUCGUCCCCAUCCCCUAUCUCCUCCGUCACCAUCUCCUCUCAGAGCUCCAGCCUGAGCUGCUCUGUCCACCACAGUGAGAAUAACCCCAUCUACUCAGCUGCUCCUACGUACUCCAACACCAGCUCUGACAUCUUCUCUGACCAGGGCUUCCCCAUCCCCGCGGGGGGAUCGCUCCAGUACCCCCCUCCAGCCUACUCCAACGGCAAGACAUGUGGCUCUAGCUUUCCUGUGCCCAUGAUCCCUGACUACCUCUUCCCCCAGCAGCAGGGGGAGAUAAGCCUACUACAGGAUCAGAAGCCCUUCCAGAAUGGGUCUGGCCAGCCCUCCCUCACUCCCCUGUCCACCAUCAAAGCCUUUGCCACCCAGACAGGCUCCCAGGACCAGAAGAGUGUCUACCAGUCCCAGCUGAUCAAGCCGAGCCGCAUGCGCAAGUACCCCAACCGGCCCAGCAAGACACCGCCCCACGAGAGGCCUUACGCCUGCCCUGUGGAGACGUGCGACCGCCGCUUCUCCCGCUCCGAUGAGCUGACGCGCCACAUCCGCAUCCACACGGGCCAAAAGCCCUUCCAGUGCCGCAUCUGCAUGCGCAACUUCAGCCGCAGCGACCACCUGACCACGCACAUUCGCACGCACACUGGCGAGAAGCCCUUUGCCUGUGAGAUCUGUGGACGCAAGUUCGCCCGCAGCGAUGAGAGGAAGAGGCAUACCAAGAUCCACCUGAGGAAAAAGGACAAGAAGGCGGAGAAGGGCGGGGUGGCCGGGACGGUGGCAGUAGCAGAAGCACCAGUAUCAGCCCCCUCCCCAGUCUCUAGCUACCCCUCUCCCAUCAUCUCCUACCCUUCCUCAGUCUCCUCCUACCCCUCUUCAGUCACAUCCUGCUACUCCUCUCCGGUCCACACCUCGUACCCCUCUCCCUCCAUUGCCACCUCGUACCCCUCUCCCUCCAUCGCCACCUCGUACCCCUCUCCCUCCAUCGCCACCUCGUACCCCUCUCCCUCCAUUGCCACCUCGUACCCCUCUCCCUCCAUCGCCACCACCUACCCCUCUGUCUCCAUGUCCAUGUCCAGUCCCUUUCAGUCCUCCAUGGCCUCCUCCUUCCCCUCCUCCGUAGCCUCCAUCUACUCCUCUCCGGUCCCCACCCCGCUAUCAGACAUGCAUUCCACACUCUCCCCAAGAACAAUCGAGAUCUGCUAAGCAAUAGAAAGAGAAAAUGUACUUUUUAUUCUCUCCUCCUCCUCCUCCUCCUCCUCCUCCUCCUCCUCCUCCUCACCACACCGUACAGUCUCUUUGAGGGGAGAAAUCAGCAUCAACAGACUUAUUCCCCUUCUGAAAAGCACUUUUCUGCCUGCUCCCUCUGCAAGCUCUGUUCAGUAAAUCCUCAGAUUCACCUGAAGAAGAGAUUAAAACACAGGUCAAGGACCGGGCAAAGACAAUAUAGAACACAUAAAGGGAUUUUCUCCUCUCAGUUGGUAAAGCAAAUGCAGGGCUUAAAACAAGGCAUAUUAAACUUUCUAGAGCCAGAGUUGAAACAGGUGAAGACAGGUUGGUCGUUCCUAUGAGUGAACACACAGAGACAGACAGACAGACUGAACAUCCAGUCGUCCUGGCACUAAGGCACUAAGAAACAGACAGACAGACAGACUGAACAUCCAGUCGUCCUGAUACUAAGGCACUAAGAGACAGACAGACUGAACAUCCAGUCGUCCUGAUACUAAGGCACUAAGAGACAGACAGACAGACUGAACAUCCAGUCGUCCUGGUACUAAGGCACUAAGAGACGUUAUAUGUAUAUUGUACUUGUGCCAUGUUUUCUUAUAUUUUUUCGCAUUAUUUGGUACCAUUGAUGUGAAAAACGUAUUUGCAUAUUUGAAGUCAGCAGGGCCAUAUUUUAUAUUCUAAUACUUUCUCUAUGAUGAUGUAGUGAUGACAAUGAUGUGAUACAUUAUUUACUUUGUUUGAUGACGAACUAAGCACUUAAGUAUUCAAGCAUGUGUUAAUAGUGAUGUUAGUUUCUAUUGUUUCGUAAAUAUCAUCCACUGGUACUAGAUUUCUCUUUCUCACGUCAUGUGACAUAUCAGUCUGUUACGUGGACAAAAACACUUCACGUAAAAAAUCAAAAAACAAUACCACCGUUCCUGUUUUUGGUGCCUUUAUGUGAAGCCUUGCUGAUGUUUUGACAUGUCUGCGUGCAAGAGAGGAUGCGUUGCGUCUCGCCUUAAGGGUUGAAGGGAUAUUUUUGUUACAGAAUGGAAGUCAUGUUCAGACUCUGAAGAAGUAAAGAAAGGGACAUGAUUAUAUGAGGGCACCGCUUCAUUUUUUUUUACAAUGUAAGCAAAGGAGAGAAAUUAUUAACUAUAUUUUUGUAACUGUAAAUGUAAAUAUCCACGUCUUCAAGUUGGAAUGUUGUAGUUACCUACUGAGUAGGCAUGGGAUUCUUUUGUAUGUUAUAUACAUGCGGUUCAUUAUUUGGUGGUUUAUCCUUAUUUUGUAUUUGUGUUUGUUAAACCAAGUGACUGUUUCUGGCUUCUCAACACAUUGAAUGCGCUUAACUGCCAAUGGGAUAUUUGAUGUACAAGAUAUCCUCCCAGAAAUGAAAUAUAAAUAAAAUAUAAAUAUAUAUGUAUAGAAUUUC